AUGGCUAUCAAUCCAACGAAUCUGCCGAGGGACACGCCGCCCGGGGUGAUCAACCCCUACCAGAACCUGGAGGUGAUCACCCACAAGAAAUUCAUCUCCCACCUGGGCAUCGCCUUCGUCGACCUGAAAACGGUGCACCGGCAGUGGAUGCGUGGCAGCAAGACGCUGCUGCGCAAGGUGUGCGGCCAGUUCAACUACGGCACGCUGAACGCCAUUCUCGGGCCGUGGCAGUCGGGCAAGACGACGCUGCUGAAAUCGCUGGCAGGGCGGAACAACGAGGAGAUCGACCACGAAACGCAGUUCUUCAUCAACGGCGACGUGCCGCCAAGGGCGGUCUACCUCGACAAGGACACCAACACCAACAUACUGCUCAGUCUGACGGUGGACGAGUGCCUCGACUUUGCCUUUCGCUUUCGCAACCCCAGCUGGCGCGGGGGCAACCGGGCGGAGCGUCGCGCCACCGUCAAGGAGUUGCUGCGCAACUUUGAGCUGAAGGACAUCCAGGACAUUGAGCUGCGCUUCUGCACCAAUGAGGAGCAGAUUCGCGCCCAGGUGGCCAUGGCGCUCUGCACCGUCGACAAGCCCAACAUGAUCUUCAUUGAUGAGCCGCUGCACGACCUGGACGCGGUGGGAAUUGAAAAUCUUGUUGUACUGCUUAAGACGCUGUGUCGCGUCUACUCCAUCGCCGUCAUCUUCUCCGUCGGCCAGGUACUGGACUCCGACAUACUGGCGGUUUUUGAUAAGCUGUACGUGCUCUCGCGCGGCGGCCUGUGCGUGUACGAGGGCAGCGUCGACCACAUGUCGCUGUACCUGCGCGAGGCAGAGGUGGCCAUCAGCUCGAAGAUCCAGACGCCCAUGGAGCGCCUGAUGAAGGUGGCCAGCAAGCCGAGUCAGGUGACACUGCGCCUGGCCAACCAGACGCUGACCACCCGAACGGACAUCCUCCACAUGGCGCAGAAGUUCGGCGUGCCGGCGCCGAACGGCAUCCAAACGGAGAUGGCCAGCAUCUCACUGCGAACGAUGCUCGACCUCUUCGGGCGCAGCUACACCCACAAGCACCGCAUCUACUGGCGCUCCAUCGUCCUCUACUACCUGAUCAUCGUCCUCUCCACUGUUCUCCUCACCACCGCCUUCACCGACGGCAUCGGCUUGCCCAGCGCCUGCUACAAUCGAUCCGGAAACGUCACCCUGGGCCGCUUUGUCAUCAUCGGCGACCGUGAGGCCAUUGACGAGGGCGUCCUCAAGCACGUCGGCGAGAAGGAGAUUGACAUCAUCGAGGGGCAGAACUUGAUUGAUGAAAAUGUGAAGUUCAUCUUUGUGAUCACCGCCGGGCUGGCGCUCUUUCAGGUGGUCACCUCCGUCAAGGGCCUUAAUGAGGAGGUCAAGGUGGCAAUUAAUGAGCACCGUAAUGAUCCACCUCCAACUUAUGAAGAAUCAACUAGUCUCAAUUAA
Molecule: messenger RNA, 1452 nt
Organism: Rhagoletis zephyria (snowberry fruit fly)
Lineage: Eukaryota; Metazoa; Arthropoda; Insecta; Diptera; Tephritidae
Source: RefSeq, a predicted model, not a curated record